This is a messenger RNA of Prorocentrum cordatum, 1515 nucleotides long. The record is from the annotation of a GenBank genome assembly. NCBI's taxonomy places the organism in Eukaryota, Dinophyceae, Prorocentrales, Prorocentraceae.
AUGGACCGGGCCAUUCUCAACGGCGGCGUGAACCUCGUGGACACCGCAGAGCAGUACCCGAUCCCCUCAGGGCCAGGGAGACCAGCGGGCCUGACGGAGGAAAUCAUCGGCAGGUGGGUCGCGAAGGACAGGUCGCGCCGGGACAAGAUCGUCAUCGCAACCAAGAUCACGGGCGCCCUCAACGUCAACGCGACGAAUCUGCGGAAGGAUUGCGAGGGCUCGUUGAGGCGCCUGCAGACCGACCACAUCGACGUCUACCUGACGCACUGGUCCUUCCGGGCGUCGCAGCCGCAGCAGAACUGGGGGCAGUCGCUGCGGUACCGCCAGGAGCCGGAGCCGUCCGCCAAGCGCAGGGGCCAGGCUUCCUUCGAGGAGGUGGUGGACACCAUGAGUGCUCUGGUGCGCGAGGGCAAGAUCCGGGGCUGGGGCUGCUGCAACGAGAGUCCGUACGGCGCGACGCGGCUGGUGGCCACUGCAAAGGCCACGGGCGGCGUGCCGCCUUGCUGCUUCCAGAACGACUACUCCGUCCUGAACAGGCGCUGCGAGGAGAACGGCCUGUUCGAGAUGAUGUCGCCGUUCAACGAGAACGUCGGCUUCUUGGCGUACAACGUCCUCGCCGGCGGGGUGCUGACGGGCAAGUACCUGGACGAGCCGGCCUCCCCCGACGACCCCAACCCCCUCAGGGCGGCGGCGCGGGCGGCCGCCCCACGGGGGCGCAUGGACGACCUCAGCUGGGGCCGCACGCUGUACCGCUACCGCAGCGCGGCGGCGCAGGAGGCGACGAGGCGCUACGCGGCGCUGGCGCAGGAGCGGGCCCCCCAAAGGGGAAGGGGGAGGAGGAGGAGGAGGAGGAGGAGGAGGAGGAGGAGGAGGAGGAGGAGGAGGAGGGGAGGAGGAGGAGGAGGAGGAGGAGGAGGAGGAGGAGGAGGAGGAGGAGGGAGAGCGGCGCGGCGUUGGGAGGCCUGGGCCGCCCGCCCCGGGGCCUCUCGCGGGGGGAGGGGAGGCCGCGCCGCGGGUGGGCCCGCGUCGCGUCGGCGCGGCGCGCGGGCCGCCCCCCCCGCAGUGUGCGGCGGCCACACCGCUCGGGGAAGGAUCCUCCGGCAGGAUGCCGUUCCAUCCGCGCCUCCUCGGCGUCCUUGCUUUUUCUCUUCCCGCUCCGCCGUGGCUGAUGCUCAGCAUAGUGGAGGCCCCCCCUUCCCCUCGGUGGGGAUGCUGGGAAUUUUCUUCACCAUCGUCAUCAUCACCACCAUCAUCAUCAUCAUCAUCAUCAUCAUCAUCAUCAGCAGCAGCAGCAUCAUCAUCACCAUCACCAUCAUCAUCAUCAUCAUCACUAUCAUCAUCAGCAUCAUAAUGGUCAGCAUCUUCGCCAUCAUUAUCAGUAUCAUUACCAUUGUCAUCAUCUUCAUCAUCUUCUUCAUCAUCAUCAUCAGCGCAUUUUUUCUGAGGGGGGGAAGGGAAAUCGUCGCGUUGCGGAGAAACUGCAACAUCGCGAAAAUCGCGACCAGAUCCCCAUAG